Merops nubicus (carmine bee-eater) is the source of this 591-nucleotide messenger RNA. Its product is annotated as catenin alpha-2-like. Gene Ontology annotation, biological process: cell migration; cell-cell adhesion. The record is from RefSeq and is a predicted model, not a curated record. The transcript has 3 exons. Gene Ontology annotation, molecular function: beta-catenin binding; structural molecule activity; actin filament binding. Gene Ontology annotation, cellular component: adherens junction; catenin complex; actin cytoskeleton. The annotation marks the transcript as partial. Lineage: Eukaryota; Metazoa; Chordata; Aves; Coraciiformes; Meropidae.
GUCGAGGAAGCACUAGAAGCAGUGAAAAAUGCCACAAAUGAGCAAGAUUUAGCAAAUCGUUUUAAAGAGUUUGGAAAAGAGAUGGUAAAACUGAACUAUGUAGCUGCUAGACGACAACAGGAACUGAAAGACCCUCACUGCAGGGAUGAAAUGGCUGCAGCUCGAGGAGCUCUGAAGAAGAAUGCCACGAUGUUGUACACUGCAUCCCAAGCCUUCCUCCGGCACCCUGACGUUGCAGCCACCAGGGCCAACAGGGACUACGUCUUCAAGCAAGUACAAGAAGCCAUUGCUGGUAUCUCCAACGCUGCCCAGGCCACCUCGCCCACUGAUGAGAACAAAGGGCACACUGGCAUAGGAGAACUUGCUGCUGCAUUAAAUGAAUUUGAUAACAAAAUCAUUUUAGACCCCAUGACGUUCAGUGAGGCUCGCUUCAGGCCCUCCCUGGAGGAGAGGCUGGAGAGCAUCAUCAGCGGGGCGGCGCUGAUGGCCGACUCCUCUUGCACGCGCGACGACCGCCGGGAGCGCAUCGUGGCCGAGUGCAACGCCGUGAGACAGGCCCUGCAGGAUCUGCUCAGCGAGUACAUGAAUAAC